Messenger RNA from Astrephomene gubernaculifera, 2331 nucleotides. The record is from the annotation of a GenBank genome assembly. NCBI's taxonomy places the organism in Eukaryota, Viridiplantae, Chlorophyta, Chlorophyceae, Chlamydomonadales, Astrephomenaceae.
GCUUAAGAAGCGGUGUGGGAACGUGCGCUAAAUUAAGGAAAACUAACUAAGCUUUGGUUUUCAGUCUAGAGCAAAUGCAAUCAUUGGCGUCUACUUCUGGCCACAACCUUCAAAAGCUGUCAAGGCCCUGCAAUUCCUCUUCAUGCUAAGCAAAAUUUGGCUUUGCUAUCAGUGAUUACGCGGCUAGGCAAUUGCGAGGGUGUACCUAUUGCAUUUCACUGCACUUCGGCAACCGGAGUGCCUGCCGAGCCCAAACCAUUAACCAUAAUACGCCUCUGUAAGACGCAACCAUGAAGGAGGCCUCCAGCUCCAGCAGCGCCCCCUGCCAGCUUCCGCCUCUGGACAAGGUGUACGAGCAGUACGGCGGGCGCGGUCCCGAGGCGCAGGAGCUGCAGCAGUGGCUGAGCAAGCUGGGCAGCCGCGUGGCGGCGGUGGUUGCGGAGGGCGGCAUGGGCAAGACCUGCUUGGCGGUGGACGUGGCUUGGCGGCUGUGGCGGGGCAGCCACGCCACCGCCGGGGUGCUGUACGUGGACUGCCGCGGGGCGUUCAGCCGGGACGCGCUGCUGCUCAAGCUGCGGGCGGCGGCGGGCGUCACCAGCAGCCAGGGCGACACGGAGGCGCUGGCGGCCGCGCUGGCCAAGCUGUGCGACGGCGACCCGGCGGGCGGGCGGCUGCUGGUGCUGGUGGACAACGCGGAGGACCCCGCGGCGGCGGACGGCGGCGCGGCGCUGGCGGAGGUGCUGGCGGCGCUGCUCAUGUGCCACAGCCGAGUGCAGCUGCUGCUGACGUCGCGGGGGGAGGUGCACGUGCAGCACAUGCCGCCGCCGCACACGCACCGCAUCCAGCCGCUGGGACCCGGCACCGCUGCCGAGCUGGUGUUGCGGCUGGCGCAGGGCGUGCUGAGCGGGCAGGAGGCCGGCGGGGUGGCGGAGGCGUGCGGCUGCGUGCCCCUGGCGCUGCGGCUGGUGUCGGAGGCGCUGGUGGCGGGGCGGCUGACGCUGGAGGACGUGCAGCAGGCGGUGGCGGAGCGGGCGGCGGCGGGAGACGACGGCAGCAACAGCAGCAGUGACCCCACACUCAUGUUCGUGGAGAUGGUUCUUCGGUCGCUGCACGCGGGUGUGAAGAAGGUGGCGCUGCAGGUGGCCGCCUUCACGGGCUCCUUCACGGCCGCCUCCGCCUGCAGCCUGCUGGGCGGCGACAGCGCCUCGCUGCACGAGGUGCGCGCGCAUCUGGCCAGCCUGCACCGCUACAGCGUGCUGCUGCAGCACGGGGACGACAGCUUCGCCAUGCACAUGCACGUGCGCGGGGUGGCGCGAUCCCUGCUGCAGCAGGAGGCGCCCGCGCAGCUGCAGCGGGGCGUGCGGGAGCGCUUCGCGCGCUACGUGGCUGCGCUGCUGGCCCGCUGGCAGCGGCUGCACGCGGACGGCGCGCUGAAGCUGAUGGUGGCGGAGGUGGCGGAGAACUGGGCGGACGUGGAGCAGUUCCUGGCAGACGUGGCGGGGGCCGAGGAGGAGGGAGCGGCAGGCGCCCGGCCGCUGCUCCCCGGCAGCAGUCCGCUGGCGCUGAGCCCCCAGCUGCUCCGUGAGACGCAGCUGCUGGCCACCCUCAGCCACGGCGACUUCCUGUACGCGGUGGGCAAGACAUGGAUGAGCCCCACCUACCUGGCCCUCACGCAGCGGCUGGUGGAGGUGACGCAGGCGCCCCUGCAGCAGGCGGAGGCGGGCGGCCGGGAGCCGGAGCGGGAGGAGCGGCUGGCGGCCGCGGCGGCGCUGCUGGUGCGCUGCGAGGCGCUCAUGUACGGCGGCGAGUACUGCGAGUCGGCGGAGCUGGCGCAGCGGGCGGUGGGGCUGGCGGAGGUGGCUGGGGGGCGGGGCAGUGUGGAGUGCGCGGCCGCGCUGCACCUUGCGGCCAGCUGCCUGCAGGGUCAGGGGCGGGGCGCGGAGGCGGUGCCGCUGUUCCGCGAGGCGCUGGCUGCGCGGCGGGAGCUGCUGGGGCCUGCGCACCCGCUGACCACCGCCACACUCACGCACCUGGCCAUGCAGCUGUCGGCGGAGGGGCAGCACGAGGAGGCGGAGGGGAUGUACAGGCAGGUGUACGAGGCUCACCAGGGCAGUGUGGGCGCCUCGCACAACCUGACCGCGCAGGCCGCGUCAAACCUGGCCGGCUGCCUGCACGAGCAGGGCCGGCUGGCGGAGGCAGAGGCGCUGUUCCGCGCCGCGCUGGCCGCCUACCGCGACAGUGUGGGGUCGGGGCACCGGCAGGUGGCGUUCGCGCUGGUGGGGCUAGCGGCGGUGGUGCGGGAGCGGGGGCAGCGCGAGGCGGCGGAGGAGC